This is a messenger RNA of Gigantopelta aegis, 414 nucleotides long. RefSeq names its product LIM homeobox transcription factor 1-beta-like. The transcript has 4 exons. Gene Ontology annotation, molecular function: RNA polymerase II transcription regulatory region sequence-specific DNA binding; DNA-binding transcription factor activity, RNA polymerase II-specific. Gene Ontology annotation, cellular component: nucleus. Lineage: Eukaryota; Metazoa; Mollusca; Gastropoda; Neomphalida; Peltospiridae. The coding region runs from base 1 to 414 and encodes 137 amino acids. Gene Ontology annotation, biological process: neuron differentiation; regulation of transcription by RNA polymerase II. The record is from RefSeq and is a predicted model, not a curated record.
AUGUCGUUUGGUCAGUUCUGUCCUGAACAGGAGAUCUGGGGCAAAUCAGAACUCGUGCCCAGGAUGGACGUGCCUGAACCUUCAGUGGAUAUGGGCGCGAGUCCCGUUAUACGACUCGGAGGCAGCCAUAAACCGGAUACUCACAUAACCGGGAAACGCCGACUUCAGCCGAAAUCGGGCGUGAAUUCCGUUCUGAUGUCGGACGCCAUGCCCACCCAGACCCUGCACAAGGAAGUGUGUACGGGGUGCCAGCGGCCAAUCGAAGACCGUUUUCUGCUCAAAGUGAUGGAGAACUCGUGGCACGAACACUGUCUCCAAUGCGUCGUCUGCCAAAUCCCUCUCACUGGCUCGUGCUUUGCACGCGACCGGAAGCUGUACUGCAAACACGACUACGAAAAAAUUGUGGCUCCGUGA